CAACUCUACCAUCUCUCAGUCAAAUUCAAUUGCCCCAGAGUCCAGACCAAGUUUAACAAUAUAUCAAAUAACAUAUAUAUAUAUAUAUAUAUAUAUAUAUACUCGCCGAGUGGGACUUAACGUACGGUGAGCUCUCCUUCCCGGAGGGUGACAGCAGAAGAUCAAACCCUCUGACUUUGUGGUUGCCUCCGCCUGCCAUGGACUCUAGCAAUUAUUCUGUAUCUUCUUCUCCUUGUCUCUGUUAGGAUUUUUCGUGCUCAAAUUGGCUAUUUAUUAUUUGUGUGUUGAUUCUUGAGAGGACAUUGCUGCAAUCGUACGUCUCAAUGCAAGUGGAGAAUAGUAAGGAAGAGACGGCAAGAGAAAGGAAGGAAAGAAGUGUUUCAUGGUCCCAGGAUCUGAAACUUACUGUUAAUGAGGUUGAGGCAUUGUAUGAGCUAUUGAAGAAGUUGAUCAGUUCUAUAAUCGACGAUGGAUUGAUUCACAAGGAACAACUUCAAUUAGCAUUGUUCCACAAUCCAGACAUUGAGAAUGUUUUUCUCAACCGGGUUUUUGAUCUUUUUGAUGAGAAUAAAAAUGGUGCCAUUAAUUUUGAGGAAUUUGUUCAUGGCCUUAGUGUCUUCCAUCGCUAUGCACCUAUGGAAGAAAAAAUUGAUUUUGCAUUUAGGUUCCAUGAUCUUAGACAAACGGCCUUUAUUGAGUGGGAAGAAGUUAAGCAAAUGGUAGCUGAUGUUCUGAUGGAAUCUGGCAUCGAAUUACCGGAUGACCUUCUUGAUGCUAUUGUUGACAAGACGUUUGCUGAUGCUGAUGCGGAUGGGGAUAGAAGAAUCAAUAAAGAAGAAUGGAAGCAAUUUGUGGUCCGAAAUCCAAGCCUCUUGAAGAACAUGACUCUUCCUUGUUUGAUGUAAUAUAAGUUGUCC
Messenger RNA from Rubroshorea leprosula, 917 nucleotides. NCBI's taxonomy places the organism in Eukaryota, Viridiplantae, Streptophyta, Magnoliopsida, Malvales, Dipterocarpaceae. The record is from the annotation of a GenBank genome assembly.